Molecule: messenger RNA, 1781 nt
Organism: Calliphora vicina (urban bluebottle blowfly)
Lineage: Eukaryota; Metazoa; Arthropoda; Insecta; Diptera; Calliphoridae
Product: enteropeptidase-like
Exons: 3
Coding region: 14-1705 (563 amino acids)
Biological process (GO): proteolysis
Molecular function (GO): serine-type endopeptidase activity
Source: RefSeq, a predicted model, not a curated record
UAGUUUAAACAACAUGAAGGUUUUAGUAGUUCUCGCAGUUUUGGUGGCUUGCGCCCAAGCUGGUUCCCUUUCCAAUAUCGCCCAAAAGCUUAUCCCUAGCUUCUCGACCGGAUUUGUCAUCAACGGUCAUGAUGCUGAACCUCAUACCGCCCCCUAUAUUAUAUCGUUGAGCAGAAAUACCAACCACUCACAUAUUUGCGGUGGUACCAUCAUUGCCAAGGAUUGGAUAUUGACUGCUGCUCACUGCAUCAGUAAUCCCGUUGGCAUGGGUGUUGUAGCCGGUUUACACGAACGCCAGAACAUUGACAACAAGACUCAAUCUCGUGAAGUCGAUUGGGGAAAGAUCCACGAAAAAUACACUGGCGGUGUUGGUCCCUACGAUAUUGCCAUUUUGCAUCUUUCCGAACCCUUGGAAUACAACCAAUACGUUCAACCUGCUUCUUUGCCCGCCGUUGAGGAAAUCCACUCUGGAGAAACCCAUUUGUACGGUUGGGGUCAACCUAAAGCCUUCGUUUCAACUGGUUCCAAAAUCUUGCAAACUGUCCAAUCCGAAAUUGUUGAAUUCAACGCCUGCAAGGAAGCUUUGCCUGAAGAUGCUCCCAUUCAUGAGACCAACAUUUGCUCCGGCUCUUUGCAACAGGGAAUUUCUGCUUGCAACGGUGAUUCCGGUGGACCCUUGGUAGUUGAACAUAAAGGUGCUCCCUCCGAAUUGAUUGGCAUUGUUUCCUGGGGCUACAUUCCCUGCGGUUUGGCCAACUUGCCCUCCAUCUACACCCGUGUUUCCGCCUACAUUGAAUGGGUUGCCAAAAUCCAAAACGCUUACUACGUUUUAUUAUAUGUGAUAAGUACUAGCAAUAGUAUGUUUGUUAGUUUAAACAACAUGAAGGUUUUAGUAGUUCUCGCAGUUUUGGUGGCUUGCGCCCAAGCUGGUUCCCUUUCCAGUAUCGCCCAAAAGCUAAUCCCUAGCUUCUCGAGCGGAUUUGUCAUCAAGGGCCAUGAUGCUGCACCUCAUACCGCCCCCUACAUUGUAUCGUUGAGCAGAAAUACCAACCACUCACACAUUUGCGGUGGUACCAUCAUUGCCAAGGAUUGGGUUUUGACUGCUGCUCACUGCAUCAGUAAUCCCGUUGGCAUGGGUGUUGUAGCCGGUUUACACGAACGCCUGAACAUUGACAAUAAGACUCAAUCUCGUGAAGUCGAUUGGGGAAUGGUCCACGAAAAAUACACCGGUGGUGUUGGUCCCUACGAUAUUGCCAUUUUGCAUCUUUCCAAAGCCUUGGAAUACAACCAAUACGUCCAACCUGCUUCUUUGCCCGCCGUUGAGGAAAUCCACUCUGGAGAAACCCAUUUGUACGGUUGGGGUCAACCUAAAGCCUUCGUUUUAACUGGUUCCAAAAUCUUGCAAACUGUCCAAUCCGAAAUUGUUGAAUUCAACGCCUGCAAGGAAGCCUUGCCUGAAGAUGCUCCCAUUGAUGUGACCAACAUUUGCUCCGACUCUUUGCAAAAGGGCAUUUCUGCUUGCAACGGUGAUUCCGGUGGCCCCUUGGUAGUUGAACAUGAAGGUGCUCCCUCCGAAUUGAUUGGCAUUGUUUCCUGGGGCUACAUUCCCUGCGGUUUGGCCAACUUGCCCUCCAUCUACACCCGUGUUUCCGCCUACAUUGAAUGGGUUGCCAAAAUCCAAAACGCUUACUACGUUUUGCACUAAAUAUUGUGUUUAAUCGUUAUUGAAUUCAUAAUAAAAUAUAAACAAUGUAACCCAAAAAGGUUACACCCAUACAAAA